AAACUUGGAGGCAACUAUUCGAACACAAUGUUAUGGCGUCCUCAGAGUCGGUGGAUGUUCCGUAAAUAGACUUUAUUAUCCCCCAUAUAUCAUACCUGACCUUCACUAUUCUAUUGGGCUCACAGAACAAACUUUCAAGGACUAAAGAUGUCGUCCAUUAGUGAUACUUCAACGUGGUUAAAGUUCUUCACUGAAGCAGGCAUCCCUGCUGGAGAAGCAACAAAUUAUGCCAUCAUAUUCACAGACAAUCGCAUAAAACAAGACAUGCUCCUCGAUCUGAAUCGAGAUUAUUUACGGGAUAUGGGCAUCACUGUCAUGGGCGAUAUUAUAGCAAUAUUGAAGCAUGCCAAAGUUUAUUCCGGUCAGUUAUCUCGCCAGAGAGUCUUACAGACCUCGAUGCCACAAGCUUCCCAGCAUGAUACAGGCGCUUCACAUUCAUCUAGUAAGAAAAGUACACCUGCAACAAGAAUGCUAGAGCACUAUGUCCGGAAAGAAGGACCCCCUUCUCCUCCCAACAACUCUAAUCUCUCUCAGAGUUUGUCAGCACGUUUGGGUAGUGGAAUGAAAAGGUCAGUUGAAGAUGACGACUCGUCAAAUACCAACAAGAGGAGCUCGGUAUUCAAUAGAUUAGGUGAUAAUUCUGUGACAAGCACUACCAGUGAAAACCCCAAGAUCACAAUCACGAUGCAUGGGAAGGAUAUCAUUCGCACAGCUACAAGCACCGAUAGUAAUAAAAAAUCAUCACCAUCUGUGUUUGGUAGACUAGGUAACAAGGAUGAUGGUGCAAAUGGGGGUGCUGUUGAGCGUGAACUUAGUCCUGGAAAACCAUUAGAAUAUCAAGGAAUAUUAAAGUAUUCAUCCAACGACAGUUUUGAAAAGCCUAACUUUACAAGGAAGAAGAUUGUAACGGCCAUUUCAGGAGGUACCAAAGUUGCAACUAUGUCUGCAGAUACUACCACAGGUAUCAAGAGCAGAUUGGGACUCCAAAGCUCCACAUUAAUUAGUGCAUGUACAAGCGCUGGAAUAUUUGCGAGAGAGACUGAAGAGGCACGUAAAUCAAAAUCGUCAACCAAACUGACUCUGUCAAGUGGUGGUACUUCCAAUCAGUUGAAAGUUAAGACAUUAUCACCAGGGAGAACAGUAGUUUCAGCAGCUGCCACAUCUUCAUCAAGUUCAUCUUCAGGAAAAAAAUUUGUAAAAAAAAUUGUAAAAGUAAACAAGAAGACUGGUGAAAUUGUGAGUGAAGAAAAGAUACCACUAAAAACUGAUGUCUUUAGUAGACUUGGUAAUUAAUUAUAUUUGACAUAAAACUAAUUAUAAUACAGUAUAUUAAAGAAUUAAGAGUAUGCAUGUAUAUAUAUGGUAUAUAUGUAACUCAAUUGAUUAAGUCACUGCCAUUUUUACUGUGAGCACUUGGAAAGAGUGCAGGGUUGUGCUGUACGAACAAAGUCUCAAGUUCCUAUGGUUGGCAGAGAUUUAAGUUUGGUAUGCUAGAGGGCUUUGGCAUCACAAAUUAUAUGACAAUUGGUGUUUUGAGGUAACAAAUGUUUUCUUCAUAAUUUCUCUCAAUGAUUAUAACUGUAAAAAUUGAUGGGAAAAUAAUUCUUGGUAUUACAAUCUCUAAGAUUAUUGUAACUUGCAGAAUUCCACCAACUGCAUUUUAAAAUAGCAACAUUACUGUGUACUGAUCCCAUUUUUAUGUAAAAUUUAAUGAAGCCUUUAGUAUCCAAAAUUAUUUCAGUACAGAACAAAAUAGACUAAAACAAAAAUUAGUUAAUUUAGUUAAUUAUUAGUUAUGCCAAGAAUAAAAAUAUCUACUUUAUGUAAAUAUCAACAAGUUAACCCCUGGGCUUCGAGCUAUGGUCGGCACCCCCCCCACCCCCCUAACAGGUAUAUUCAGUAACAUAUAAAAACAAAUAAAAGCAAUUCUAGUUUUACAAACUGGCCAUACAUAAUUUAAACAGGAAUUAAAUAAAUGUCUUUACCACAGGUUGGCAACACCAGGGCUAGUAAUAGUCGAGAAUGUUGGUGAUGUGUGUGACGCCGUAAUAAUGAGAUAAACAACAUUAAUUUGAAGGCAGUAUGAGGUACAGGACACUUAUUUUACCGUUAUUACUAUUAACAAUAUUUAUUACCAAUCCAUUAAUUGAUCAUAAUACUGGAUAAGUGCUUGGGGAUAGAAAUGGUGAAGCAAGUCGAGUCCAAGGGCAAGAUGCCUAUACCACAAAAGCUGAAUAGGGACUGUGAGGCUCUCAUGUGUGAGCGAGAGAUAAAUAGAGUACCUACUUGGCUAAGUAAUCUAGCCAGGUCCGCCCUUUUUAUUCAAAUAGGCUCUCAAAAGAUCAAAACGCCAUGCGACGUGACCCAAAGCCCAGGGGUUAAAGGUAUACUGUACUUCAUUUUUAGUUCAGGACAAGUAAACAUUGUCGUACUUUACAUUUCAUAUCAUUUCAAGGUGCAAUGUGUUGGUACUGAUACACAACCCCAUCUUCUAUCACCAGGAAAUACUGCUUUUGUAAUACUGUAUACAGUACUGUAUAUAUGUAUAUAUUUAUACGUACAUAUAUUGUCCAAGCAAAUUUUUAUUCUGUAUAAAAUUUUGUUUUGUUUUAUGUUACUGUUGUUGAAUAGUUACAAUGAUACAGUAGACGUUCAUGUGUGUUCAACAUCUUAAGUCAUGGCUACAAGGUUUGCAGUCUUUGAUACCUGUACCAUUAUUUAAAAAAUGUCCUUAAAUUUCAUCUAGUGACAACAGAAGAAUACUGUAUCUGUACAACAGUUUAAAGUUAUGCCUCAAAAUUUCGAGCAACAGCAAAGGUUAGAUUUGUUUCUUGUGUGAACAAACUUAUUUUCCAUAA
Homarus americanus (American lobster) is the source of this 2858-nucleotide messenger RNA. RefSeq lists its product as uncharacterized. The record is from RefSeq and is a predicted model, not a curated record. The transcript is spliced from 2 exons. Gene Ontology annotation, cellular component: nucleus. Bases 148 to 1293 code for a protein of 381 amino acids. NCBI's taxonomy places the organism in Eukaryota, Metazoa, Arthropoda, Malacostraca, Decapoda, Nephropidae.